AUGCGAAAAUACAAUUCUGUUGCAACAGAGGCAACGCUGGUCCCUGAUGACUUUUCUGUAUCUCAGCGUGCGCUAUGUUGGAAUAAUUCAUGCCGUUAUCAACAUGCUUAUGAGUCUUCCAAUCUUGGUGACGGAUGUAGUGAGCAUUCUGUGCUAAUCUCUGCCAUCCCCGUCGAGUUAACUGUUACCCUACGUAGGGUUGUGAGCCAGAUUAUGUACACUGCACUAAAUUGGAUAGGUGUGACCGUAAUUACAAUGCUGGAAGUCAUCAUGGUUGCUCGGCUGCACACCAUGUAUCAGCAUUCCAGAAAGGUGCUGAUCAUUCUGCUCAUCGCCUUCCUGGCUGUUGGUAUUGUCAAUAUAGUGGUAGCCGCAAUAAUGAUGAGACAUUUUUCAGCAGAAGAGCUCGUUCUCUCUGGGACCUAUCAGUGCGCUAUUAAAUUCGAGGAAGAUGUGGUCCUUCUGGGUUCCAUAUCUUGGACACUCGGGAUUGCAUGGGAGGUUCUCACGCUGUGUCUCACUGUCCGGAUUGCUGUAAAGCACUUCCGUGAACUACAAAGACAUUCGGCAGGCCAAAUUAUAAAGGACUGUUUUACGGUAUUAUUGAAAACUCACGUGGGUUACUUUGCGAGCAUGCUUCCAGCUGCUUGCCUGAAGCUCGGUUAUAUGUCGCCAAUGAUUUCAGCGGACAAAUACUCCCCGGGAACUCAGAUUUAUCUUGGUUUUCUUCAAAUUUUCACGCUCGCUGAAAUGUUUGUGCUGGGACCACAUCUGAUCCUUAGUGUUCGAGAAUAUCAUACUGGGCUCAUGGCCCAUUCAGAUGCAGGUCCCAGCAUGAUUCCAAUGUCUUUCCAGGAGCGCGUGCAUAUAUCAACUGGCGGUGGUGUGUAG
Suillus plorans is the source of this 891-nucleotide messenger RNA. RefSeq lists its product as uncharacterized. NCBI's taxonomy places the organism in Eukaryota, Fungi, Basidiomycota, Agaricomycetes, Boletales, Suillaceae. The record is from RefSeq and is a predicted model, not a curated record. The transcript is spliced from 10 exons. Bases 1 to 891 code for a protein of 296 amino acids.